Molecule: messenger RNA, 2015 nt
Organism: Oryzias melastigma (Indian medaka)
Lineage: Eukaryota; Metazoa; Chordata; Actinopteri; Beloniformes; Adrianichthyidae
Exons: 12
Coding region: 136-1272 (378 amino acids)
Biological process (GO): DNA integration
Molecular function (GO): sequence-specific DNA binding
Source: RefSeq, a predicted model, not a curated record
AAAAACUAAACCGGAUGUAGAAAUAUCGUUAGCUACUGAUCGGUGUUUUUUUGGACAAAUAGCGUUAGCAGCAGCUCCAGUUUGUCAGGUUAAAAGUUGACUGAAACUUUAUUUAUAUGAAUUUAAUCUUUAAAAAUGGGGAGAUAUCGGUGUGCCUACAACUGCGAGGAGACCAGCGGCUCAGAUGUUAAAUUCUUUAAGUUUCCUCUGAAUAACAGCAGAAAACUGAAAAAAUGGCUGCUGAAUAUGAACUUGGAGGACUGGACUCCAUCUCGCUUCUCUGUGCUGUGCAUCCAUCAUUUUGAGGAGCAAUACAUCGACAGAUCAGGGAAGAACGUGACUCUUCGAGCAGACGCGGUCCCCACCAUAUUUUCAUCUUCAAAGAUCACGCAGAAGGAAAAGGUGUCUGUCAGUCAAAGAAGAAAGAGAUGCAAGCCUUCAGGUUCUGAAGCCUCAGAGGCUAUUCCGUCGGCUGGAGGACUUCCUGAAACUUCAAAAAGCUUCAGCCAGCAGAAACAGGUCAACCAAUCAGAGGAAGUGAUUCAAACAGACAAAGAACCAGAAAAGUUUGAGAGAUGGAGAAUCAUAGCUGAUGAAGGACCGACGACGAUCAAAUCAUUCCCGCAUUUCUUUCAUGGACAUUACUGUGCUCCACAUACUGUUCAGUGGAUUCCAGAUGUUGAUUUUAGUACAAACCAUGAAGACUCCGUAAAUGUUAUAGAGGUUCAGGAGCCGUGGCAGUGGCUCGGUUUGGACGUCAGAGGGCCGCUGCCACAAACGCCGAACGGGCACAGGUACAUUCUGACCGUGGCGGACUACUACUCCAAAUGGGUGGAGGCUGUGCCCAUGCAGUCGUGCCUUCCUGCAGAUGUGGCGAAGAACGUGGCCGAAAUAAUCUCCUACUUCGGAUAUCCGUUCCGGAUCCUCUCCAGACUGCCUCAUGACAUUGUGCACAAAAUUAACCAAGAGCUUAAAGAUCAGUUGAAGAUAACCGUCCCCGUUGUGGUCCACCAUCAGCAGACGGGCUCUCUGGAUUCGAUCACACCUCAGCUGAUCGACAGGAUGGUGUGCGACCUGACAGAGGAGCACGCCGCCGACUGGAACGUUUACCUGCCUGCCAAAGUUUUCAGCCUGUGCUUCAACCAACACCCGUCCAUGAAAAACAGGCCUUUUUCUGUUCUCUGCUGUAACGGAGUGGAGCCUUAUCGAUCUCCCAGAGGGCUAAAUUUUACCUCUUCCAACAUCCAAGAAAGUGUUUUUAUUGUAAGAUAAAGCCUAAAAUGGACAUUUGAAUCAACCGCCAAACCAGCUCUGGAUUAUGAUUGGCUGAGCCAGCAAUUUUUACUUUUCUUUUUUUUUCUUUUUACCAGGAAUAAAGUAUUUUUCACCUCUUUUAGUGAUUCUCCAGUUUUUUUUUUAUUAAAUUAACUUUUUUUUGAUUAAAUUAACUAAUUCAAUUUCUUUGACACAUUUUGUCUGAUGUGUGCAUCUCUGCAGUCACUCAAUUUACCGAUACAGACUAUUUUUUCUUUUCACAAUAAAACGCACAACGCGUGUUACAAAAAUAAAAGCAUAAAACCUACAGAUCAAAACAUUCAAUGCUGAAUAUAAAAUUUCAGAUCAACUUUUGACCAAAUUCAACUAAAAGCUUUCCUAAAUAGAAUCAUUUUGACCUGAGUUUUAAAACAUUCAUUAGAGGAGCAAAGGAAGGGUUUUCCAAAGAUGAGGAGCGAUAUGGUUUGAAAGGUGAGAUCUCUUUUUUUUUUUUUUUUGGCGUAUUUACAAAAAUGGUCUGUUGACCUGAAUGAUUUAGUCCAAAAAGGUCUUAAACUGUUACAUAUGGUUUUACCGUAGCUUUAUAGAUGUGUAUUUUGAGUUUCGGCUAUUUAAAACAAUAAUUUCAUCAAAUAGAGUUAAUUUUCAUCAAUUAUUAAUUUACUGCAUAUAAAUAAACUUUUAUUUUUCUGAGUUCUGCUUUCCUAAUUUGUGCAAAGUUGAAAAUUUAUUUUAUUUUG